Suillus subalutaceus is the source of this 1153-nucleotide messenger RNA. RefSeq lists its product as uncharacterized. Gene Ontology annotation, molecular function: identical protein binding; glucosamine-6-phosphate deaminase activity. Lineage: Eukaryota; Fungi; Basidiomycota; Agaricomycetes; Boletales; Suillaceae. Bases 172 to 1038 code for a protein of 288 amino acids. Gene Ontology annotation, biological process: N-acetylglucosamine catabolic process; N-acetylneuraminate catabolic process; carbohydrate metabolic process. Gene Ontology annotation, cellular component: cytoplasm. The record is from RefSeq and is a predicted model, not a curated record. The transcript has 9 exons.
GUGAACGAAGGCUUCCAGAUUCACCCAUUGAAUCUUCGGAAUGAACCCCAGCUGGCCGUAGCACCGCCGGCUAGCAUUAUGCUUAAAGAUAAAAACAUAUCAAAGUUACAGACGCUUUGUUGAAUCCUGCCUCCAUCUUUGUAUCACUAGCAAGUACUAUAGAUUGCCAUUAUGCGUCUUAUCAUCCGCGACGACCCUGCCACUGUCGGCGACUAUGUGGCCAACUACAUUGCCAAACGCAUUAAUGAAUUUGCACCGACCGCUGGCAAACCUUUCGUGCUAGGACUCCCAACUGGCUCCUCUCCUAUCCCAACUUACAAAGCUCUCAUCAACAAAGUCAAGGAAGGUAGCCUAUCGUUCAAGCACGUUGUCACUUUCAACAUGGACGAGUAUGUCGGCCUUCCUCGCGACCACUCAGAGUCCUAUCACACAUUCAUGUUCCGCGAGUUUUUCUCCCAUAUCGAUAUUCCUCCUUCCCAAGUGAAUUUACUAGAUGGGAACGCUGAAGACUUGGUCGCGGAAUGCAACGCAUACGAGUCCCGCAUCAAGCAGUAUGGUGGUAUCGAGCUCUUCCUGGGUGGUAUCGGCGAGGAUGGUCAUAUCGCAUUUAACGAACCCGGCUCGUCCCUCGCCUCCCGGACUCGCAUCAAGACACUCGCUUACGACACCAUCCUCGCCAACGCCCGAUUCUUCAACAACAACAUUGCUGCUGUCCCCCGUAUGGCCCUUACAGUCGGUGUUGCCACAGUACUUGAAGCCAGGGAAGUCGUGGUUGUGGUCACGGGCCAGAGGAAGAGCUUGGCUCUUAGUAAGGCUAUUGAGGACGGCGUAAACCACCUUUGGACUCUUUCUGCGCUGCAGCUCCACCCUUGGGCAUUGAUUGUAGUCGAUGAGGAUGCUACAGCUGAGCUGCAUGUCAAAACAGUCAAAUAUUUCAAGUCAAUUGAACGCGUGCAAGACGAGGUGGAGCAACGGCAGGCAGAGCUGAAGGCCAGAGGUCGGACAGAGCAUCAGGGGCAGGUUGGUAGUAUGGAGUGAUGUUGUCUGUCCAUACUGUGAAUUAUCGUAACGACGCUCGGCCGCGCCAGUCCCCGAUACAUUUGUAUUUGUAUAGAAUUUCGUGCAAAUUUUGACCAUGAAAUAUCAAACCAAA